This is a messenger RNA of Rhincodon typus (whale shark), 2213 nucleotides long. It is a transcript of the gene papss1, whose product is annotated as 3'-phosphoadenosine 5'-phosphosulfate synthase 1. The record is from RefSeq and is a predicted model, not a curated record. NCBI's taxonomy places the organism in Eukaryota, Metazoa, Chordata, Chondrichthyes, Orectolobiformes, Rhincodontidae. Bases 1 to 1845 code for a protein of 614 amino acids. Gene Ontology annotation, biological process: sulfate assimilation; 3'-phosphoadenosine 5'-phosphosulfate biosynthetic process. Gene Ontology annotation, molecular function: ATP binding; adenylylsulfate kinase activity; sulfate adenylyltransferase (ATP) activity. The transcript is spliced from 12 exons.
AUGUUUGACCAAUUUGAGUUCUUUGAGAAGGGUAAACAGAGAGCAACCAACGUAACCUUCCAGGCGCACCAUGUCAGCAGAAACAAGCGUGGGCAGGUUGUGGGAACCAGAGGUGGUUUCCGUGGCUGCACUGUCUGGCUUACAGGCCUGUCUGGAGCUGGUAAGACUACGGUUAGUAUGGCAUUGGAGGAAUACUUGGUUUGCCAUGGCAUACCCUGCUACACAUUGGACGGAGACAACAUUCGGCAUGGUCUCAACAAAAACUUGGGUUUUAGCCCAGGGGACCGCGAGGAGAACAUUCGACGUAUUGCAGAAGUAGCCAAGCUGUUUGCAGAUGCUGGACUUGUGUGUCUUGCCAGUUUUAUUUCUCCCUACACAAAGGAUCGACAGAAUGGCAGGAGUAUUCAUGAAGAUGCUGGCCUGCCGUUUUUUGAAAUAUUUGUUGAUGCCCCUCUGCAUGUUUGCGAGAAAAGAGAUGUGAAGGGACUGUACAAAAAGGCUAGAGCUGGUGAGAUAAAAGGAUUCACUGGUAUUGACUCUGAGUAUGAGAAGCCAGAAGCUCCUGAACUAGUAUUGAAGACUGAUGUCUGUUCUGUGAAUGAAUGUGUCCAGCAAGUGAUUGAACUGCUUCAAGAAAGGGAUAUUGUCCCUGUUGAUGCUUACGCUGAAAUAAAGGAGCUCCUUGUCCCCGAAAACAAGCUUGAUCUUGCCAGGGCUGAUGCAGACACUUUGCCAGUCUUAGAAAUUAAUAAGGUGGAUUUGCAGUGGGUGCAGGUAUUGGCUGAGGGUUGGGCCACUCCACUGAAUGGCUUCAUGAGAGAACGGGAAUUCUUGCAGUGCCUUCACUUUGGCUGCUUGUUGGAUGGGGGUCUCAUUAACUUGUCAGUGCCAAUUGUCCUGACAGCAACAAAUGAAGACAAAGAGCGACUGGAUGGCUGCACUGCCUUUGCUCUGUUAUAUAAUGGACAGCGGGUGGCUAUCCUUCGCAAUCCGGAAUUCUACGAGCACAGGAAAGAGGAGCGUUGUGCACGUCAGUGGGGAACAACUUGCAAAGAACAUCCUUACAUUAAGAUGGUAAUGCAGAGUGGCAGCUGGCUGGUAGGUGGAGACCUGCAAGUUCUUGAUCAUAUCCGUUGGAAUGAUGGCCUUGAUCAUUAUCGCCUUACCCCAAGGGAGUUAAAGCAGAAAUUUAAGGCAAUGAAUGCUGAUGCUGUCUUCGCAUUUCAGCUACGCAAUCCAGUGCACAAUGGACAUGCUCUGUUGAUGCAGGAUACCUUUCAACAGCUGAUCGAACGUGGUUAUAGGCGUCCAGUUCUUCUUCUUCAUCCACUAGGUGGUUGGACGAAAGAUGAUGAUGUACCCUUAUUAUGGAGAAUGAAGCAGCAUGCUGCUGUAUUGGAAGAGAGGAUACUUAAACAAGAGUCCACUGUCGUGGCCAUCUUCCCAUCUCCCAUGAUGUAUGCUGGACCAACCGAGGUUCAAUGGCACUGUAGAUCCCGUAUGAUUGCCGGGGCUAACUUCUACAUAGUGGGCCGAGACCCUGCGGGUAUGCCUCAUCCAGAGACUAAGAAGGAUCUGUACGAGCCGACACAUGGGGCAAAAGUUCUGACCAUGGCUCCAGGCCUACUGUCUCUGGAAAUCAUCCCAUUUCGUGUGGCUGCCUAUAACAAGGUGAAAAAAUGCAUGGACUAUUAUGACCCUGAACACCACGAAGAUUUCGACUUCAUCUCUGGAACACGCAUGCGUAAGUUGGCGCAGGAAGGAGUGAAUCCACCAGAAGGCUUCAUGGCAGCGAAAGCGUGGGCAGUCCUGACUGAAUAUUACAAAUCUUUGGAGAAAGCCUAGAUGGGAGGAGUGAUGAGACUCAACAGUUCUUUAAUUGAUAGCAGGGGACCACACACACAGCAAGUGUUCCAACAAUACUGGCACUAGUUAGGAACCAGUGUUCAUUCUUAAACUGUAUCACUGUCUACGCAAGUCUUAUGAGCUUUAUUUUAUAACGAAAGGGCUGAGUUUUCAAUUGGAACAAUUUUUAAGGAUGACAUUGUUUACUAAGAUUACUUAGCUUUUGUUUAACUGUUAAAUUUUAAUUGUUUCUGUAUUUGGUAGCUGGGUGUACAAUAUAAGUAGGCUUGGCUAACCUUGAACUACGCAUUCCUUCUGUCCUGAACCUUGUGUUUGGGGAUUUGUUUUAUCUUUUGUUAUUGUAGUUA